CAACCUGGAAUAGCAAUUGUCUGCUGGCCACACUCCUCACUCGACACAUCUGAACGACGUCUAUUUCGCAAGACGUCUUGGCCCACGAAGGCUGUUCGAGAUACACGCUACCGCCCACCACUAGCGACACCAAAGAAGGAUCAAGGACCGAACAGGGGUCAGAAAGGCAACUCGUUUCGCCCCGAUAGCCCGCAUCGCUCCGCACCGCUCCGCAACUUCGACUCGUCGACUCGAAAACAGACCCGCCCGACCAGCCCAACCUCCCUCCUCCACCGACUGUCGGCGCCGGCACUUCUGUCACGCACACACUCUCUCUCUUCUCUCGCACACGCACACACGAGAGAUACCUAUUCCUCCUUUCCAUCCGCUGCUCCAAGCCUAGCAAAUACACUGAGGGGGCCACCCGAUCACCACAGGGGGGGAAAGUACUAG
Messenger RNA from Colletotrichum orchidophilum, 432 nucleotides. RefSeq lists its product as uncharacterized. The record is from RefSeq and is a predicted model, not a curated record. The annotation marks the transcript as partial. NCBI's taxonomy places the organism in Eukaryota, Fungi, Ascomycota, Sordariomycetes, Glomerellales, Glomerellaceae. The transcript has a single exon.